Molecule: messenger RNA, 2331 nt
Organism: Propithecus coquereli (Coquerel's sifaka)
Lineage: Eukaryota; Metazoa; Chordata; Mammalia; Primates; Indriidae
Gene: MMEL1
Product: membrane metallo-endopeptidase-like 1
Exons: 23
Coding region: 1-2331 (776 amino acids)
Biological process (GO): protein processing
Cellular component (GO): plasma membrane
Molecular function (GO): metalloendopeptidase activity
Source: RefSeq, a predicted model, not a curated record
AUGGGGAAGCCGGAGAGCGCGGCGGGGAUGGACAGAGCCGGCCCCGCGGGGCGCGGGCGCCCAGGCUUCCUGGAGGGCGCGCUGCUGCUGCUGCUGCUGACGGGGGCCCUGGGCGCCCUCGGCGUUCUCUACGCCGCCAGCAGAGGGAAGCCGCUGCCACCCCUUGCUAGCCGGCUGCGCUUCUCAAAGGAAGAGAAGACCAUUGUAAAACGCAAAGCCCGAGCCGCGCAGGAGGCCCAGGACGUGAGGGAGAUCUGCACCAGCCCCGGCUGCGUGAUGGCAGCCGCCAGGAUCCUCCAGAACAUGGACCCGUCCAAAGAACCGUGCGACGACUUCUACCAGUACGCGUGUGGAGGCUGGCUGCGGCGCCACGUGAUCCCUGAGACCAACUCCCGAUACAGCGUCUUUGACAUCCUUCGAGACGAGCUGGAUGUCAUCCUCAAAGCGGUGCUGGAGAACACCACCAGCAAGGACCGGCCGGCCGUGGAGAAGGCCAAGCUGCUGUACCGCUCCUGCAUGAACGAGAGUGUCAUAGAGAAGAGAGACUCCCAGCCACUGCUGGACAUCUUGGAAGUGGUGGGAGGCUGGCCCGUGGCCACAGACAAGUGGAACAAGACCCUAGGCCGCAGGUGGGAGCUGGAGCGGCAGCUGGCGCUGAUGAACACACAGUUCAACAGGCGCGUCCUCAUCGACCUCUUCAUCUGGACGGACGACCAGAACUCCAGCCGGCACAUCAUCUACAUAGACCAGCCCACCCUGGGCAUGCCGUCCCGGGAGUACUACUUCAGUGACGACGGCAACCAGAAGGUGCGGGACGCCUACCUACAGUUCAUGGUGUCGGUGGCCGCGAUGCUGCGCAAGGACAUGCGCCUCCCCAGGAACAGCCGCCUGGUGCAGGAGGACAUGGAGCAGGUGCUGGAGCUGGAGACGCGCCUGGCCAACGCCACGGUACCCCAGGAGGAAAGGCAGGACGUCAUGGCCCUGUACCACAGGAUGGCGCUGGAAGAGCUGCAGAGCCAGUUUGGCCUGAAGGGAUUUAACUGGACACUCUUCAUACAAACUGUGCUGUCCUCUGUGAAAAUCAAGCUGCUGCCCAACGAGGAGGUGGUGGUCUACGGCACCCCCUACCUGCAGAACCUAGAGCACAUCAUCGAUGCCUACUCAGCCAGGACCAUGCAGAACUACCUGGCCUGGCGCCUGGUGCUGGAUCGCAUUGGCAGCCUGAGCCAGAGGUUCAAGGACGCACGAGUGAACUACCGCAAGGCCCUGUACGGCACGACCGUGGAGGAGGUGCGCUGGCGAGAGUGCGUCGGCUACGUCAACAGCAACAUGGAGAGCGCUGUGGGUUCCCUCUACGUCCUGGAGGCAUUCCCUGGGGACAGCAAGGACAUGGUCAGAGAACUCAUUGACAAGGUGCGGGCUGUGUUCGUGGAGACGCUGGACGAGCUGGCCUGGAUGGACGAGGAGUCCAAGAAGAAGGCCCAGGAGAAGGCCAUGAGUAUCCGGGAGCAGGUCGGCUACCCCGACUACAUCCUGCAGGAGAAGAACAAGCGCCUGGACGAGGAGUAUUCCAACCUGAACUUCUCAGAGGACCUGUACUUUGAGAACACCCUGCAGAACCUCAGGGCAGGUGCCCAGCGGAGCAUAAAGAAGCUUCGAGAAAAGGUGGACCAGAAUCUCUGGAUCAUCGGGGCCGCCGUGGUCAACGCAUUCUACUCCCCGAACCGAAACCAGAUUGUGUUCCCCGCCGGGAUCCUCCAGCCUCCCUUCUUUAGCAAGGAGCAGCCGCAGGCCUUGAACUUUGGGGGCAUUGGGAUGGUGAUCGGGCACGAGAUCACGCACGGCUUCGAUGACAAUGGCCGGAACUUUGACAAGGACGGCAACAUGAUGGAUUGGUGGAGUAACUUCUCAACCCAGCACUUCCGCCAGCAGUCGGAGUGCAUGAUCUACCAGUAUGGCAACUACUCCUGGGACCUGGCAGACGAGCAAAAUGUAAACGGAUUCAGCACCCUCGGGGAAAACAUUGCUGACAACGGAGGGGUGCGGCAGGCCUACAAGGCGUACCUAAAGUGGACGGCCGAAGGCGGCAAGGACCAGCAGCUGCCAGGACUGGAUCUGACCUACGACCAGCUCUUCUUCAUCAACUAUGCCCAGGUGUGGUGCGGGUCCUACCGGCCCGAGUUCGCCGUCCAGUCCAUCAAGACUGACGUGCACAGCCCCCUGAAGUACAGGGUGCUGGGAUCGCUGCAGAACCUGGCCGCCUUCGCCGACGCCUUCCAGUGCUCCCGGGACACCCCCAUGCACCCCAAGGAGCGAUGCCGCGUCUGGUAG